Messenger RNA from Penicillium pulvis, 2178 nucleotides. RefSeq lists its product as uncharacterized. The coding region runs from base 1 to 2178 and encodes 725 amino acids. The transcript has a single exon. The record is from RefSeq and is a predicted model, not a curated record. Lineage: Eukaryota; Fungi; Ascomycota; Eurotiomycetes; Eurotiales; Aspergillaceae.
AUGGAGUCUCCAACGCGUCCAGUCCUCAGUCCUACCAAAGCGCUCAACCCGGUAUCACCGGAACGCAUGAAUCAACAAACCAUCCCCGCCUCUCCCUCCCUUCCCUCCGAGCUGCUAUCACUACACCACAAAAAUAUCAAAGGGGUAUCAGAGGUCCAAGCAAAAGUGGCAUUCUUAAAUAGUCUCGCUCGAGGGGGCAGCCCGAGUGCCCAAGCACAAACAGCAACAAACAAUGCCGCGCUACAGAGGGCAAUCCUCGGUCGCGAGGAGGCCGAAUCAGCUCUCGCAUCGGCACAAGAAGAUCUCUCCGAGGCGCAAUCACGAGAACGCCGGAUUAGCGAGCGACUUGAAUCAUUAUUAGAAGAACUCCACGGCACGAAAGAACGCCAAGCCCACGAACGAUCCAUUUUCGAGAAAGAAAUCCGAAAGGCCCGUAAAGAAGCCUUCCGUGCCGGCUCGACUUUGGUCAAGCUUCAGGAAGAGCUGAAACACGCCAAAUCGGAAUCAAAGGCCUUGAAAGAUGAAGUCGCCGCAGAGCGGGAGGCUAAGGACCACGCGAAGCAGGAGGCAUUUGAACGCGCAUACGCUCUAGCUGGUCUUACGGAAGAACUUGAAGUACUUAAGGGCAAACUCCGAUCUAUGGAGGCAGCCGACCACUCAAAUCAAUUGGAAGUUCGAGCCCAUGAGAUUCGCAAGGAAGACUUUGGUCGGAUGUCCCUGGCUGAGGGCGAUCUCGCAUUUUUGACAACACCACGACGACCGAAAAGAGCUGCAGCAGACUCUAUAAGGUCCCCUGCUCAAGAACGAGAGCCCGAAAACGUUGCCGAGGCCACUCCCCCGAAACGACAGCGACUAUCAGAGGUUACAUCUGUUGUUAAGGAGCCUCUCGCCGCUCCGUCAGAUCUUGACUGUGAAAUGAUAGAGGACCUUAAAGAUGAGCUUUACAUCGAGCGUCGUCAAAGAAUUGCAGCGGAAGAGAUGGUCCAUUUCCUGAAUAUCGAAUGCCAGUUUGAGCGGUGCUCAUGCCGAAUCGCUGAAAAGGAAGGCCAAAGAUUCAUUUACGAUAACGAAUACUACGAAAAGUUCCAAAAACCACAAUUGGAAGCGGAAGCCAAAGCAGCAGCAGAGGAGGCGGCGGCGGCGGCGAAGGCAAAGGCACAAGCAGAGACAGCGGCACGAGCAAAGGCCCAGGCAGAGGCCGAGGCGGCAGCACAAGCAAAGGCACAAGCAGAGGCAGCGGCACGAGCAAAGGCCCAGGCAGAGGCCGAGGCGGCAGCACAAGCAAAGGCACAAGCAGAGGCGGCGGCCGAAGCGAAGCUAGCACAGGAAAAGGAAGCAGCAGAGGCAGCGGCCCAAGCAGAGGCGGCAGCCCAAGAAGAGGCAGCUCGGCGAGCCCAGAUCUCUUACCAUGCUCCCCAUUCCAGCCACACGCCGUCUGUGGAGCCUCCUGCCCCUCCCCCGCACCGACAUGGCGUGGAAACAGAAGUAAAAGUGAAGCGCGAGCCAACGGAGCCUCCCGAGAAGAUGCCCCUACCCGAGGAGCCCCUGGUAACUUUCUCGCCAGAGACGGGCACUUUCAAAACAUUCCCAUCACCCAUUCGCGACAUACCCAGACCUCCACCUCGACGGACUGAGGAUUUCGACGCUCCCAUUCCAUACCCCCCAGUACGACCUCGCCCUGAAUGGAGGGAAUCAGCCUCCUCAAGUGGACAUGUGCGGUCUUACACUCCCUCGGAAGAGCCCAGGACAUCUAGAAUGGCCAAUCAUGCUCCAUCAGAGCCGGCUAUGAAUGAGGGGAUUCAAGUCUCUGCAUCCAUCGAAGCCAGGCCUACAAGGACCCGGGAGCGAGAAGAUUACCACUCUCACUCAACAACCAAGCGAGUUCCUCUUCGUGAGCCAAACGCUCCGCAGAGCUCGUCUUUCUUCCCAAACCAGCCAAUCGACCGCGAAGAAGCUCUUGCACAGAUCAGGGCGAGACGUGGUCGGGCACGCAGCAAUGUGCGCUCAGUGAGCGCCAACGAGGCUGGCCGGUCCGCAGGCUCUACUGGAAGCACCGCCGCCACUCCCGGACGGGGUCCCCGACGCAUCCCCAACCUCCAAACGCAAUCUUCAAGAAGCGAGAAUGACGUGGUUGAACGUCGGGAUCUGAGUGCUCCAGUCCGUAUGUUCCGUCGUUAA